UGCUGUUUCAUAAAUGAACUAGAUUAAUUGCUUCGAAUUUUAUUCCAUUUUUCAAGUUAUUAUUUUGCAUAUGUUUGAUGACAAAAGUUAUAUCUGUUUAGUUUUUCUUAAAUCAAUUUACUAUAUUCCGUGAUUAUAACGAAGGAUUAUAAAAACAUUUUGACGUUACAGAAAGAAAGAAAUAGAAUUUUUAUGUACAACGAGUAUUAACAUUGUAGUUAUAAAAGAUAUACAAUGUAUAUAGUAACUUAAACAAGUUAUCAACGAUAUCGUUUUGGUUUUUAUUAUUUUAUUAAGAUUUUAUUUAUAUCGGGUAUUUAGAAAUAUAAUAUCCCUAGCAUGUAUUUUAUUUGGUAAUUGUCCUAACCUAUUUAAGCUUGUUUCAUGUAUAAUCACGACAAUGUUAGCAAGUUGGUUGAUAAACAGUUUCCGUAGUACAUAUAACUGUAAUGCUGGAUACAAUAUAGGUUCAUACAUGUUUAUGCAAAGUCGCGAUUAUGCAGCUAGGAAAGGAACAAGAGAAAGGUGGAGGUUAAAGCUUAAAAAGAAGAAAGUUAAGGCAGUAGUUGAACAAGUGGGAUUUGUCCCACAUAAGCAGCGUAAGAAGGAAACGAAGGUGGAAGUUUGUCCACUUACUACCAUGAAUGAAAGUUGGAAAUGGAAAGCAGUCGACGAUGUGUACAUAGUAAAAUAUCAUCAGCGGCCGGUGUAUUCAUUAAAAGAAGCUAUAGAAAAUCACCGUGAAACGCAUCAUCCAACUAUUCUUAAUAAGCCUAAUGCAGUUGUUAAUGCAUUUAUAGAAUUAAAUAUGAGGCGUGAGAAGAAGAAUAGGUAUCUCGAUAAAUUUACGAGAAUCAUUGAUACACCACAUAUAUUUACUUAUGGGCAACCUCAGAGAACGGUAUUAGCCUUUUGCAAGAAUCCCCAAGAACAGGAGAAUGCUAAAAAUGCUGGAGCUGACUUAGUCGGUGGUAUUGAACUGAUAAAAAAGAUUCAAAAUGGGACAUUUGCUUUCAAAGAAUAUGAUUGUAUCGUAGCUCAUGCUGAUAUUUUAACCGACUUGUUAUUAGUUAGGGGCUUGCUAAAAAAGAGAUUUCCAAAUUUGAGAGCAGGUACUUUGGGUAAUGAUAUGAGCCAAUUAGUUAGAAGGUACAAAGAUGGAAUCGGAUACACUGCAGAGCCUCAUAAAUCUUUCAAAGAAUAUGGUCAAAUUAACGUGACUUUUGGUUUGCUUAACAUGGACACGCAGGAAUUGGAAGAAAACUUUUCCUCGCUAAUUAAUGACGUUGAAUCGAUGAGACCAAAACGCGAUGGAUUAUUUAUCGAGAGAGUUCAAAUAAGUAGUGAAUUGUCUAAAGAAUCUUUUAAAAUUAACCAUCAAGAUUACCUUGCAACAAGUAACGAAGAAGAAACAAAAGAGCAAGAACAAGAUGAAACAGCAAUUAUUAGUACGAGUUAAUUAUUUGAUGUACCGCAAAUAAAAUUACUCCUAACUAUAAAUUAAGCAUUA
This is a messenger RNA of Bombus terrestris (buff-tailed bumblebee), 1510 nucleotides long. RefSeq names its product 50S ribosomal protein L1 (gene mRpL1). Lineage: Eukaryota; Metazoa; Arthropoda; Insecta; Hymenoptera; Apidae. The record is from RefSeq and is a predicted model, not a curated record. The coding region runs from base 401 to 1459 and encodes 352 amino acids. The transcript is spliced from 8 exons.